AUGGCCUAUGACCCGCGACAACACGGACAACAUGCUGGCCAUGGACCGUCCUUCCCUGCUCCUGGCUCACAUAUGAACCGAUUUGCUGCAUCGACGGCCUCUUUUGCGACAGAAAUGAGCGCGAACUCGUAUGCCACUCAUGGCCCGAAUCUCUCGCGCGAGCCAUACCCGGCCUGGACUCCUGACCGAGGAGUUCCGCUGUCGAAAGAAGAAAUUGAAGAUAUAUUCCUCGACCUGACGCAAAAGUUUGGGUUCCAACGGGACUCGAUGCGGAAUCAAUUCGAUUACCUGAUGAACUUGCUCGACAGUCGAGCCUCCCGUAUGAGCGCUGAGCAGGCCUUGACGACGGUUCAUGCCGACUAUAUCGGUGGACAACACGCAAAUUACCGAAAAUGGUAUUUCGCCGCCCAACUCGAUCUCGACGAUGCCGUCGGCAAAACACAAAACCCCGGUCUGCAGCGUCUCAAGUCUGUCGGUGGCAAGGGUCACCAGCGCACCAAGUCAGUCGCUGAAAAGUCACUCGACAGUGCCGGCCAUCGAUGGAGGCAGGCCAUGAGCGGUAUGAGUCACUAUGACAGACUGCGCCAGAUUGCCCUUUGGUUGCUCUGCUGGGGUGAAGGCGGCAACGUUCGGUUCACACCCGAGUGCAUGUGCUUUAUUUUCAAAUGUGCCGACGAUUACUACCGCUCCCCCGAGUGUCAGAACAGCACCGAAUCCGUCCCCGAAGGUCUAUUUUUGCACACAGUCAUCAAGCCUAUCUACCGUUUCCUGCGCGACCAGGGCUACGAGACCCAAGAGGGCAAGUUUGUCCGUCGCGAAAAGGACCACGAGGAAAUCAUCGGCUAUGACGACGUUAACCAGCUGUUCUGGUACCCCGAGGGCAUUGCAAGCAUCAUGAUGCGCGACAAGUCCCGAUUGGUCGACAUUCCUCCUGCAAAGCGAUUCAUGAAGUUCGAGCAGGUCGACUGGAAAAACUCGUUUGUCAAGACCUAUUUCGAGAAACGAACGAUUUUCCAACUUCUAGUUCAUUUCAAUCGUGUCUGGAUCAUCCACUUGUCGUUUUUCUGGUACUAUACCGCCUACAACUCGCCCAGCAUUUACAACCAGUCUACCGGUGCACCGCCCACGGCUGCUAUGCGUUGGUCCGUCACCGCGCUCGGUGGAGCCAUAUCCACACUCAUCAUGAUCCUCGCCACCCUCUCCGAAUUUAUCUUUUUGCCCCUGAACUGGAAAAAUGCCUCCCACCUUACGAUGCGACUAUUCUUCUUGUUUAUUGUCCUCGGACUUACUGCUGGCCCGACCGUGUAUAUCAUCUUUUUCACUUCAUCGACAACCCGUUCUUCGAUCCCGCUUAUCAUCGGCAUUGUUCAAUUCUUCGUCGCCGUCACCGCUACCUUGCUCUUUAGUAUCAUUCCUUCCGGGCGACUUUUUGGUGAUCGCGUUGGUUCAAAGUCCCGAAAGUACAUGGCCUCCCAGACCUUUACGGCUUCCUACCCCACACUUUCCAAAGGCCAGCGCUCGACUUCGAUCCUGCUCUGGGUCCUCGUCUUUGGUUGCAAGUUUGCCGAAUCAUACUUUUUCCUUACCCUCUCGUUCCGUGACCCGAUCCGAGUCAUGGUCGGCAUGCGAGUUCAAAGGUGCGGGGAGAGGUAUCUCGGAAAUGCCCUGUGUUCGCAUCAAGCCUCGUUCACCUUGGCCAUCAUGUUCGUUAUGGACCUGCUCUUGUUCUUCCUCGAUACAUACCUUUGGUAUGUCAUCUGGACAUCGGUCAUCUCCGUCGCGCGUGCGUUUGCGCUUGGGUCGAGUAUUUGGACACCUUGGAAGGAAAUUUACACUCGCAUGCCUAAGCGAAUCUUUGCCAAGCUCCUGGCCACGGGUGAUAUGGAGGUCAAGUACAAACCCAAGGUCCUCGUUUCCCAAAUCUGGAACGCGAUCAUCAUCUCCAUGUACCGCGAGCAUUUGCUUUCGAUAGAUCAUGUCCAGCAGCUCAUGUACCACCAAGCCGAAGACAAGGAUGGCCGCAAGACCCUCCGCGCGCCGUUGUUUUUCACCGCCCAAGGGACACGCGAAUUCCUUCCUCCCGGUUCCGAAGCUGAACGCCGUAUUUCGUUCUUUGCUCAGUCUCUUACUGCUUCAUUCCCCGAGCCGAUUUCUGUCGAAUGCAUGCCUACCUUUACGGUUCUCGUACCCCACUAUUCCGAGAAGAUUCUGCUCUCUCUGAGGGAGAUUAUUCGCGAGGAGGACCAAAACACGCGCGUUACGCUCCUGGAAUACCUGAAACAGCUGCACCCUCUCGAAUGGGACAACUUUGUUCGCGACACCAAGAUCUUGGCUGAGGAAGUUGAUGUGCCUACCCCUGAUGAGAAGUCUGGCAAGCCCGGAAAGGCCGAUGACCUUCCCUUCUACUGUAUCGGAUUCAAGUCGUCUUCUCCCGAGUUUACGCUCCGUACCCGUAUCUGGGCCAGUCUCCGCGCGCAAACGCUUUACCGCACCAUCUCCGGUUUUAUGAACUACGCCAAGGCGAUCAAGCUUCUCUACCGCGUCGAGAACCCAGAAAUGGUCCAGGCGUUCCAGGGCGACACCGAGCGACUCGAAAAGGAACUCGAGCGGAUGGCGAGGCGCAAGUUCAAGUACUGCGUGUCCAUGCAGCGCUAUGCCAAAUUCAACAAGGUCGAACAAGAAAACGCCGAGUUUUUGCUGCGCGCGUAUCCGGACUUGCAGAUUGCGUACUUGGACGAGGAGCCUGGCAAGGAAGGCAGUGAGCCUCGCGUCUUUUCGGCGCUGAUCGACGGACACUCGGAGAUUAACCCCGAGACCAAGAAACGCACGCCCAAGUUCCGCAUCGAGCUCCCCGGAAAUCCGAUUAUCGGUGACGGCAAGUCGGAUAACCAGAACCACGCUGUCAUCUUCCACCGCGGAGAGUACUUGCAAGUCGUCGACGCCAACCAGGACAAUUAUCUCGAGGAAUGUAUCAAGAUUCGUAACCUUCUCGGUGAAUUCGAAGAGUACAACAUGUCUUCUCAGUCUCCGUACGGCCAAGGCGGACACAAGGAAUUCGCCAAGGACCCCGUCGCGAUUCUCGGUGCGCGCGAGUACAUUUUCUCGGAGAACAUUGGUAUUUUGGGUGAUAUCGCUGCCGGAAAGGAACAGACGUUUGGUACCCUCUCGGCUCGUGCUCUCGCGUUCAUCGGCGGCAAACUGCACUAUGGUCACCCCGAUUUCCUCCACGCCCUGUUCAUGACGACUCGCGGCGGUGUAUCCAAGGCUCAGAAAGGUCUCCACUUGAACGAGGAUAUUUUCGCGGGUAUGACUGCGUUUGCGCGUGGCGGUCGCAUCAAGCAUUCGGAAUACUACCAGUGCGGCAAGGGUCGUGAUCAAGGUUUCGGAACUGUGCUCAACUUCCAGACCAAGCUCGGAAACGGAAUGGGCGAACAGUUGUUGUCUCGCGAGUAUUACCAUUUGGGCACGCAGCUCCCCGUCGACAGGUUCUUGACGUUUUAUUAUGGCCACGCUGGUUUCCAGAUCAACAAUAUUUUGGUCAUUUGCUCGAUUCACAUGUUUGUCUUUGUCUUGCUCUUCCUCGGAACGAUGAACAAGCAGCUCACGGUGUGCAAGUACAACUCGCAAGGUCAGAUGUUGGGUGGCCAGACUGGAUGUUACAACCUCGUCCCUGUGUUCGAUUGGAUCAGGCGUUGCAUCACUUCGAUUUUCUCUGCGUUCUUUAUUGCGUUUUUGCCGUUGUUCUUGCAAGAACUUAUGGACCGCGGUGCUGGACAUGCAAUGAUGCGUCUUGGGCGUCACUUCCUCUCCCUCUCGCCAAUCUUCGAAGUCUUCUCCACACAGAUCUAUUCCCAAGCCUUGUUGAGCAACUUGACCUUUGGUGGUGCGCGUUAUAUCGCUACCGGUCGUGGUUUCGCGACAACUCGUACAUCGUUCAGCAUCCUCUACUCGCGCUUCGCCGGACCCAGUAUCUACCUCGGAAUGCGUUCGCUCCUUAUGCUCCUCUACGCCACCAUGUCCAUCUGGAUUCCUCACCUGAUCUACUUCUGGGUCUCGAUUGUCGCCCUGUGUAUCGCUCCCUUUGUGUUCAACCCCCACCAGUUCUCGUUCAGCGACUUUAUCAUCGAUUAUCGUGAAUUCCUACGAUGGAUGUCGCGUGGUAACUCGAGGUCUCAUUCGAACUCUUGGAUCGGAUACUGCCGUUUGUCCCGUACUCAAAUCACUGGUUACAAGAAGAAGAAACUAGGCCACCCCUCGGAGAAACUGUCGAGCGACGUUCCUCGUGCAGGUUGGCGUACUGUCCUCCUUGGCGAAAUUAUAUUCCCUUCGGCGAUGGCUACCAUGCUCACAAUUGCAUACAUGUUCGUCAAGUCGUUCCCUGAUGAAAACGGAAACGCGCCUGCUAGCCCUCUUAUCCGUAUUGCCGUCAUAUCCCUUGGCCCGGUCGUCUGGAACAGUGUUGUCCUAUUGGUGCUUUUCUUCAUUUCCUUGUUCAUGGGCCCGAUCAUGAAGAACAGCUGCCCCAAGUUUGGUGCAACGAUCGCGUUUAUUGCGCAUAUGCUCAGUGUGAUUGGAAUGAUUGGGUUCUUCGAGUUCUUGUGGUUCCUCGAACUUUGGGAUGCCUCGCACGCAGUACUUGGCCUCAUUGCGGUCAUUGCGAUUCAGCGCGCAGUUCACAAGAUUCUAAUCUCUAUCUUCCUUACUCGUGAAUUCAAGCACGACGAAACCAACCGAGCGUGGUGGACAGGUACCUGGUACGGUCGUGGUCUCGGCACACACGCCAUGUCGCAACCUGCUCGCGAGUUUGUGGUCAAGACCGUUGAGCUGUCGUUGUGGAGUGGUGACUUUGUGCUCUGCCACUUCUUGUUGUUGAUUCUGUUGCCGUUUACGUUGAUUCCGUUUGUCGAUACAUUGCAUUCUACCAUGCUCUUCUGGUUGCGUCCGUCCAAGCAGAUUCGAGCUCCACUGUACUCGACCAAACAGAAACGUCAGCGACGCAAGGUUGUCAUCAAGUAUGGCCUUGUCUAUUUCCUCUCCGUUGCGAUUUUCGUUGGUCUCAUCGCUGGUCCUGCUCUGUUCCGAGAAUACAUCCACUUUAACUGCACGUUCUGCACCGCCAUCUAG
Rhizoctonia solani is the source of this 5124-nucleotide messenger RNA. Its product is annotated as beta-1,3-glucan synthase. The record is from RefSeq and is a predicted model, not a curated record. Gene Ontology annotation, cellular component: 1,3-beta-D-glucan synthase complex; plasma membrane. Gene Ontology annotation, biological process: fungal-type cell wall polysaccharide biosynthetic process; (1->3)-beta-D-glucan biosynthetic process. Gene Ontology annotation, molecular function: 1,3-beta-D-glucan synthase activity. Lineage: Eukaryota; Fungi; Basidiomycota; Agaricomycetes; Cantharellales; Ceratobasidiaceae. Bases 1 to 5124 code for a protein of 1707 amino acids. The transcript has 9 exons.